Messenger RNA from Talaromyces amestolkiae, 1458 nucleotides. RefSeq lists its product as uncharacterized. The record is from RefSeq and is a predicted model, not a curated record. Gene Ontology annotation, biological process: phospholipid biosynthetic process; snoRNA guided rRNA pseudouridine synthesis; ribosome biogenesis. The transcript is spliced from 11 exons. Gene Ontology annotation, molecular function: phosphotransferase activity, for other substituted phosphate groups; box H/ACA snoRNA binding. Gene Ontology annotation, cellular component: box H/ACA snoRNP complex; membrane. The coding region runs from base 1 to 1458 and encodes 485 amino acids. Lineage: Eukaryota; Fungi; Ascomycota; Eurotiomycetes; Eurotiales; Trichocomaceae.
AUGUCUUUCCGUGGAGGUGGUCGUGGCCGUGGUGGCUUCGCUACUGGCGCAAAUCGGGGAGGUCGUGGAGGCUACCAGCAGUCUUACGGCCCUCCUGCUGAAGUUCUAGAAAUGGGAUCUUUCAUGCAUGCCUGUGAGGGUGAGAUGGUCUGCGAAUCGAUCAACCCGAAGAUCCCAUAUUUCAACGCUCCGAUCUACCUCGAGAACAAGACACCCGUCGGAAAAGUCGACGAAGUGCUCGGUCCGAUCAACCAAGUUUACUUCACCAUCAAACCCCAAGAAGGAAUCGUUGCGACAUCUUUCAAGUCUGGAGAUAAAUUCUACAUCGGAGGAGACAAGCUUCUACCCUUAGAGAAGUAUGUCUACAAUAUCAAUCAUUCCUAUUCCGAUCAUCGAUCUGAUUCCUUCCCAAGCCCAAGGCACCUCCCGGUAGCAAAGUUAGAAAACCAGCAGGAGGUAGAGGAGGAGCCCCCCGAGGUGGUCGUGGAGGACGAGGAGCACCAAGAGGUGGUGCUCGUGGUGGACGUGGAGCCCCUGGUGGCUUCCGCGGUAGAGGUGGUGGUGCCGGUGCCCCUCGAGGCCGUGGCGGCUUCUCACGAGGAGGAUUUGGAGCUCGUGGAGGCUCUCGCGGUGGCUUCCGUGGACGUGGUUACUAAUUUAUUCACACCAUUUAUCUUCGUAUACGCUUCAAUUACAACAUUUCUCGUUCAAUUUGUUCCGUCUAGCGAUAUCAUGUCUCGCAGAAACCCAAGCCAUUCGGCGCCAGAGCCCAGUAUUGCCAACGGUGUAGGCGGAGAUGUCAGUCAAGAGAAACAGAAAUCGCUUCUCCAAGCCGACACAGGGCAUUUCACCAUGGUUAGGACCUUGCACCUCGCGGAUCUUAUCACGGAAUUAAAUGGCUUCUGCGGAUUUAUGUCGGUCCUGUCCUCGAUGCGAUACUUGUCCGAGCCGGAAAGGCUCAAUAACAUCUGGUUUGCGCUUGCGUUUAUGCCGUUCGGUCUCUUCUUCGACUUUAUGGACGGACGAGUUGCAAGAUGGCGCAAAAAGUCGUCUUUGAUGGGUCAAGAGCUGGAUUCCCUGGCAGACUUGAUCUCUUUCGGCGUUGCACCAGCGGUAGCAGCGUUUGCUCUCGGAAUGCGAACUUUCGCCGAUCACCUGUUCUUGAGCUUCUUCGUCCUUUGUGGCUUAACCAGAUUAGCACGCUUCAAUGUCACAGCUGCCGUUCUGCCCAAGGAUAAGAGCGGAAAGUCGAAAUACUUCGAAGGCACCCCUAUACCUACGUCGCUCUCCAUUGCGAGCCUUAUGGCCUACUGGGUUUCCCAAGGCUGGAUCCACGAGAACUUGCCGUGGGGAACUGUUCUCCAAGAGAGCGUGCUUGAGUUCCACCCCGCAGUAUUGUUGUUUGCGCUGUGGGGUUGUUUGAUGGUCAGCAAGACCUUGCGUAUACCCAAGCCAUGA